This is a messenger RNA of Eremomyces bilateralis CBS 781.70, 1042 nucleotides long. RefSeq lists its product as uncharacterized. The coding region runs from base 106 to 753 and encodes 215 amino acids. The transcript is spliced from 3 exons. The record is from RefSeq and is a predicted model, not a curated record. Gene Ontology annotation, biological process: respiratory electron transport chain. NCBI's taxonomy places the organism in Eukaryota, Fungi, Ascomycota, Dothideomycetes, Eremomycetales, Eremomycetaceae.
AUCACCGUUCACCCAUCAUCUGAACUCAGCUCAAUUGACCACACCCUACCUCUGAACCAAUUCUAAAAAGGUCCAUUAUCUCCGUACGGGCGUACUUCCUCCAUCAUGCGGGCAGCAACCCGCCUUCUCGCCCGAUUCCUCGAACCCGGCCAACCCACCGGCUUGACAGGACUCCGGGUCCAUCCCUCUCCACGAUCCACCCUCAUCUACCUCUACAGCCAGACCCUCAGCAAACUCCAGACGAUACCGAGUUCCUCCGCCUACCGGGUUGCCACCGAAUCCCUCACGAAGCACCGGUUACAGAUCAUCGAGGAGUCCAAGCCGACGGGGUACGCGGAAUGGCAGCAGCGCAUCCGCCAGGCUAUCGCCAGCGACCCGAAGAAAUAUGCGGCCGCCGGGCUUGCGAUUCAGAAAUCGGAUGAUGGGAGGGAAUUUGUGCAUAUGAAGCCGGUGGAACAUAUUGACUGGAGGGGCCCGAAACAGUCCACGGAUCCAAUUGGCGAAGAUAUGGGGGCAGAGGCGGUGAAGGAAGAUGCUAGGGACGUGCAUUUGGAGGCAGAACCGCAGCUGACGGCGGAGCAAAUCUCCGAGGUCGAGACCAAAAUCGGCGCAGGAUUAAUAGAAGAAGUCAUCCAGGUUGCAGAGGGAGAGUUGGAGCUGGCGAACCAGAUGAUUAAAGAUAAAGUGUGGGAGGAGCUCAUCGAGAAACCGGUCGAAGGCCAGUGGACAUAUUUCGACCGACCAUCCACGUAGGCAGUACUUCACAGAACCCUGAAUGGAUCCAAAAUAUCGUUCGUCCAUCGAGCUCGACUGUACAUAUAUCUUACUGCUGCGGGCAUCAAAGAGGCUGGAGGUACCAUGUAUGCUGACCAAAUAGACCAUGAAUUCAAUUGAACCAAUAUAGAACAACCGGAUGCUCUCAAUACGAGCAUCUGUUGGCUCUUUCUUUGCCCCGUUGCAGUACGAUGCGCCAUCCAAGUUAUGACAGCAAACCACCACGCUUUAUUGAAUCAACCCCACCUUGGGCAUGAGGAAUGUGCGG